Pseudophryne corroboree (corroboree frog) is the source of this 3189-nucleotide messenger RNA. RefSeq names its product isthmin 1 (gene ISM1). The coding region runs from base 788 to 2140 and encodes 450 amino acids. The transcript has 6 exons. Lineage: Eukaryota; Metazoa; Chordata; Amphibia; Anura; Myobatrachidae. Gene Ontology annotation, biological process: negative regulation of angiogenesis. The record is from RefSeq and is a predicted model, not a curated record.
GCACUAUAAAGCACAUUUGACACGCUGGGCGCUGCGUACACACAUAUAGAGAGAUAGCGUCUCUGCAGCCCAGGAGUAGUGAGUACAGAGCUGCAGACCCGGCAGCGGAGGCAGCAUUGCAAUAACUACAGCGGGAAAUUCAGAAUGUUGCAGACUUAUCACUAGAUGAGCCAGGUAUGAGACUUGCUGGAGCCCUGCGUUGGGGAAUGGAGACAGCACACCUUCUGGAGCUCCCAGCAACUGCUGGAGGAACGCUGAGCAUGGGGGACCCGGAGUAAUGAGAAAUAACCGAGGAGCUGCCCCCUGAUUGCUGCAUGUCAGACUGCACCUGGAGAGAUAGCCUCCUCUGUAUACCAUAUACACCCCCUCUGUACACGCCGUGCAUGGUGCUGUGAGCUCUGCCACCGCCCCGGGCUCCUGCGCCCACCUUGCGCCCUCCGUCUGGCUCUGGCGCACGGGGACUUCGCGCACCUAUUACCUGUGCGCGCUUGGAUCGGGCACUGUUGGCGUAAUUGCGCAGCCCAUGUUAACGCUGGAUCUCAGCUGGCUGAAGGAAGCCCUGCCCGCUGCUAAACUGCCUCCACCCCCGGCCUGGGGAGACCCUCAACCGCCCCCUCCCCUGUAGCUUUCCCUGGGGCAUUUGUUCCUUCCUUGUCCCGCAGUGGCUCCGAAGUGCUGCUGUGGUGGUGGCGGUGGCUCCUCCACCCAGCCGGGACCUCUGGAUCCGGAGAGCGGGACUGCUGCUGCUCCUAGUGAGCGGGCACUGAAAGCUGGACGCAUCAAGAGGAUGGUGCGGCUGGCAGCGGAGCUACUCCUGCUGCUGGGGCUUCUGCUGCUAACCCUGCACAUUACUGUGCUCAGAGGCAGCCCUGCCAGUCCUGCCAAUGCCAGCCUGCAUCAGAAUGAACAACCCUCUUCUGAAGCCAGCUUUCCAUUUACCCAUGGUGAAAGACAGGAGUAUCUGGAUGAGCAAGCUAAACGCAGGUCUCUACCUAAACACCGGAUUAUGACCAAUGGACAUUCCUCUUUACAAAGAGAUGGACCAGGCUCCUUCCUUUUGGAUCUUCCAAACUUUCCAGACUUGUCGAAGGCUGAUAUUAAUGGACAAAAUCCAAACAUUCAGGUUACUAUUGAAGUAGUCGAUGGCACAGACACAGAGCCAGACAAUGACAUGCAAAAGGAAAACAAGCCCAGCUGGCCAGUUCCAUCACCGGACUGGAGGAAUUGGUGGCAAAGGUCAUCAACAUUACCCAGGAUAAAUUAUGGAGGCCAGGAUUACAAAUAUGACAGUACCACUGAGGACAGCAACUUCUUAAACCCUCUAGGUGGGUGGAACAGACAGAUUCCCAGUCACCGUACGUUUGAUCUGAAAGAACAGCCAGAGUAUGAUUAUGCUGAUGGAGAGGGAGACUGGAGCACCUGGUCUGUGUGCAGCGUAACAUGUGGAAGUGGAAACCAGAAACGCACCAGGUCUUGUGGAUAUGCCUGUACAGCCACAGAGUCUAGGACGUGCGAUAUGCCAAAUUGUCCAGGAAUUGAAGACACCUUUAGGACGGCAGCAACUGAAGUGAGUCUCCUUGCGGGGAACGAGGAGUUUAAUGCUACAAAGUUAUUUGGUGUUGAUACCGACAGUUGCGAACGUUGGAUGAAUUGCAAAAGUGAAUUCCUGAAAAAGUAUAUGCAUAAAGUGGCAAAUGACCUGCCAAGUUGCCCUUGCUCUUACCCAACCGAAGUCGCAUACAGCACAGCUGAUAUAUAUGAUCGCAAUAAACGGAAAGAGUUUCGUUGGAAGGAUGCAAGUGGUCCUAAGGAGAAAUUAGAGAUUUACAAGCCAACGGCGAGAUACUGUAUACGGUCAAUGCUGUCUUUGGAGAGUACCACACUAGCGGCCCAGCACUGCUGCUUCGAUGACAGCAUGCAAAUAAUAACACGGGGAAAAGGAGCUGGUACCCCGAAUCUGAUCAGCAUAGAGUUCUCUGCAGAGCUCCAUUAUAAAGUAGACAUAUUGCCCUGGAUCAUGUGCAAAGGUGACUGGAGUAGGUAUAAUGAAGUCCGUCCACCAAACAAUGGACAAAAAUGUACUGAAAACCCAUCAGAAGAGGACUACUUAAAACAGUUUCAAGAAGCCAGAGAAUUUUAAGACUCUUGUUGCAAUGUACAAACAUGUUGCCGAAGUUGGGUCUUCAUAGCCUAGUGGGAAUAAAAACGAUGCAUAGUUUUAGCAGUAGUCUUGUGUAUGGUCUAUUUGUACGUCUACAAGGGUAAUGCUAAACUUGCCAUGUUUUGUAAGUAACCAAUGCAAUGUAAACUUCUGUAUCUAGAUUACCAUAUGUAUUUGUAUAUACAGUAUAUAUAUAUUUGCAGACAGAAACUUUUAAUCGUCAUGAUCCUGUGAAUUAUUAUUAUUAUUUUUUUUUAUUUUUUUUUUAAAUAAUGCAAAGUUGAUUGACUCACACAGUAUAUUAUAAAGAAGACGGGACUGCAUCUACAAAGCCUCUCAACAUUUUAAAUGAAUGUGACUUGACCUGAAGAUUCCCUUCUCUAGGUUCUUUUGGUGGACACCUAUUUGGGUUUUCUCUAUUUGCUCUAUAUGGCUUUAAAAAGAAAAAAAAAUGAAUUUAAGAAGAAUGGCAGAAAAGGGAUCAUUACAGUUAUAAUAACUAAACAUAAAAUUAUAGGAUUGUAAACCUUGCGUUUAGGUUGAUAAAAUAAAGGCUACCUUUUUUUUAUUUUUGAGAAUGGACACCAUGGCGAUACGCAGUUGAGGAAUCCAGGGUGGCUCAAUACAUGUGACUUCUAUUUCAGGGACUAAAAAGAUUAAGAAAAGUGGCACUUUCUCAAAGACAAUAUAUUCCGUGUUUUGUGGUCCUGUUUUAUAUUUUAUUAAGGCUAUACAGCCAUGAAACAAAUGCAAUUUUUAAAAGAGAUUAUUUGAAUAAUGUGUGCAGGACUCAUUUGUUAUUGCUGUUUACAAAUACUACAAUAUUUUUGUAAAGUAUUUAUUAUGUUGUAGUUCUAUAUCAUGCAAUGCGCAUGUCUGUUAUAUUGUGGUUUAUUUUAAAAAAAAAAUGUAUUUCUUUUUUUGUCUCUUCUGGAAUGUUUUCAUAAAUAUGGGACAUGACCGCAAAGUUUUAAGAUGAUGAUCUUUGUCCAUGAAGUAGACCUCUAAAUAAAUUCACCCAAAGAGUU